Molecule: messenger RNA, 1482 nt
Organism: Rhizopus microsporus ATCC 52813
Lineage: Eukaryota; Fungi; Mucoromycota; Mucoromycetes; Mucorales; Rhizopodaceae
Exons: 4
Coding region: 1-1482 (493 amino acids)
Biological process (GO): polyphosphate catabolic process
Cellular component (GO): fungal-type vacuole
Molecular function (GO): exopolyphosphatase activity; endopolyphosphatase activity
Source: RefSeq, a predicted model, not a curated record
AUGCCAUCGUUGCUACAGCAACAACCCUUCGUCACGAAUCAACAAGUUAAUGUGACCGUACACGGACGGUAUCUUCAUAUUACAGAUAUUCAUAUGGAUAAGCAUUAUUUGAAAGGCGCGACCAUAGCCUCUGAUUGUCACCGUGAGCCGAACAAACACAAAAAGAGAAAAAAGAAACAAGGUCUCUUGGCUGGAUAUUGGGGUGCGCCCAAUACAGAUUGUGAUUCUCCUCCGAGACUUGUAUACCAUAAUAUAGAGUACAUUGCCAGCGAAUGGAAAAACAAGAUAGACUUUGUGAUUUGGACAGGUGACAAUGCUAGACAUGACGGAGAUGCAUUGAUCACUAGAACUAAAAAGGAAAUCAUCGGUUAUAAUCAAAAGGUGACCCGAUUGUUAAAAGAAGCAUUCACGUUAGAUGAUAAUAGAACUUUACCUAUUGUACCUUGUAUAGGUAAUAAUGAUGUGCAUCCUCAUAAUGCACUGAGAGGUAUCAAACAUAAUCCACAGUUGGAAGAGUUUAGCGUACUCUGGCAAGACUUUAUUCCAAGCGAUCAAGUGAAAUCAUUCAAGAAGGGAGGUUAUUUCGCUAUCAAUGUCGUUCCUGGGUUACGUGUUCUUUCGCUAAACACUCUCUACUUUUUCUCAUCAAACGAUGUUGUCGGUAGUUGCCAUGACCCAACCAGUCCCGGUCAUCGUCAUAUCAAAUGGAUGCGAUCUCAACUCAAAAAAGCUCGCAGAGAUAAUGUCAAAGUGAUCAUUAUUGGACAUGUACCUCCUACUGUAAAGACGUUUAAGGACAGCUGCUUAGACGACUACAUUCGUCUGUCUACUAAAUUCGCUGAUGUUAUCACUGGGCACAUGUAUGGCCACGCCAACAUGGACCAUUUUCAAAUCAUUGGAACCACCAUGAGCAGCAAUAGCAUCAUGUCUGGCUUAGAUCAAGAAAAAGAAGGUGCAGUCGAAAUAUAUAAAGAUGCAGGUCGUUUCAUUUCAACACUCAAGCGUCAGUAUCGUAAGGUGAAAAAGAUUCGACAUACUGAAGAUCUUGUUGUUGUUCACGUAGCUCCUCCUAUGCUACCUCUGUUCUACCCCACUUUCCGUAUCAAUGAGUACGAAACAAACCAUAGCUCCUCUCAAUUUGGUAACUGGCUUCGAUACACACAGUGGUACACAAAUUUGACAUACUGGAACGAAGCACGCGACCCGAUCACUGGCAAACGUCUAGCACCACAAUUCGAAAUUGAGUAUUCUACAGACAAGACGUACAAUAUGACAGAUUUGACAGUCAAAAGCUGGCUUGACUUUGCCGAAAGGGUUUCUUCAAAGAAUGAAAAGCAGCUUUGGAGAACUUAUUUAAGAAACAUGUUUGUUCAGACUAGCAAUCAGUGGUAUGAGCAAAGUAUAGUAGAUAAUAGACCUUCUAUAAGACCAUGGUGGAGUUGGUUGCUAGAACUUGUUACAGGAAUAAAUCCAUUUGCCUAG